CGCUCAUGCACGCACACGCACCCUGCACCGGCCACGUAAUCUCCGUUCGCUGCAGAUGCCAUCGCAAAACAUGAACGGAUAUUUGAGAACAUGACCGCCGUUGCCUCUCUUUCUUUUCAUCUUUCUCUUCGGUUUGGAUUUCUCAUACCAUCACUACCCAACCGUCAUUCCCAUGAAUGUCCUAAUUCACAACAUCAUCACUAUCUAUCAUCACCACCAUCAACACCACAAUCAUCACCAGCAGCACCACCGCCCUCAUUCCCGUCAUCGCCGCCGUCAUCAGCAUCAGCAUCACCACCAUCACCACCACCAUCACACCCCUCUCACCAUAAACACACACGCGCCAUCCCUCCCACUUCUCAAAAAAUCUCUUACAUGAGCUCGCCUGUCCAUGAUUUCUCGAAAACACACAAACAACCCCUCCACUCCAUCUGUUCGCAUUCUAUCGUUUUAGAAUACAAGGGAAAGAAGCAGUACUGUUGUAAGGGAAACAGAGAAGAGCACACAGAGCAGCGAAGCCCAGUGCUUAAAUACCCCAACCCCACUCACGUGAGCCCAACAUUCAUGGACACGGUCGGGGCACGUGGACACCACCUGACCUCCAUCAACCCACUACCACCCAGGCCCAUCCAUCGUCACAACACACACGUUAACAGCGGCACGAGUCAGCGUUGAAGAGUCAUAAUAUGCAUCAUGGAUACAUAAG
This is a messenger RNA of Westerdykella ornata, 706 nucleotides long. RefSeq lists its product as uncharacterized. The coding region runs from base 91 to 675 and encodes 194 amino acids. The transcript has a single exon. The record is from RefSeq and is a predicted model, not a curated record. Lineage: Eukaryota; Fungi; Ascomycota; Dothideomycetes; Pleosporales; Sporormiaceae.